Paramecium tetraurelia is the source of this 1434-nucleotide messenger RNA. RefSeq lists its product as uncharacterized. The transcript is spliced from 7 exons. Gene Ontology annotation, biological process: regulation of DNA-templated transcription. Lineage: Eukaryota; Ciliophora; Oligohymenophorea; Peniculida; Parameciidae. The record is from RefSeq and is a predicted model, not a curated record. Gene Ontology annotation, molecular function: DNA-binding transcription factor activity.
AUGUGUGAUCCUAUAAUUAGUGAGCAAUAUUACUUCAAUGAUUCUUAUGAUGUCAAUGCUAAUCAAAUUGAUUUUUCAGGAGUCUCAGAUCCAUUUUUGAAAAACUCACAACAAUAACAGCAACAAUUCCCUAAAAUAUAAAUUUUUGAAGAUGCUGACAAUGAGACUAAUAAUUUUGGAGCCAACGAAAUUUAGAUUGAAGAAAUCAAAAUGGAUAGGCUUAAGAUUAUUAAUGAUAGCUCUGUUGAAGCCUAACCAAGGAGUGGAAGUGAAGGUGAUUAUUCGAGAGAUGCAAGUCAGAAUCAAAGCAGCAGAAGAGGAUCAAAAAAAUGUACAAAAGAAGAAUAAAAAAAUUUAAAAGAUUCUUUGUAAUCCUAGAUUCUUUUGAACCUGCGAUAUACAAAGAGCACAUACACAAAUAAAAUUCAGAAUUUGGUUAAGAAGGAGAAUAAGGACCAGUUAAUAGUAACAACAAAAGCCAGACAAUCACGUAGCUAAUAGAAGUUGGUAAGAAAAAACGAAUAACAAUUGUUAAUGAACCUUGAACACACUGAUUAGUCAUCAUCUGAAAACCCCGAUUCGCUUAAUGACCGAACCAUGGAUCCUAGUCGUCUCAAGUAAGUGAGGAACAGAGAAUCUGCUAGAAAUUCAAGAGCCAGAAAAAAGAUAUACUUCGAAUUACUGGAGACCAGAGUUUAAGAGUUACAGGAUGAAAAUGAUAAAUUGAGGGGACAAUGUACUAUUUUAUCAAAAUCAAUUGAAAAUUACAAUAAACAGCAGGAUAAAUUUUCACAGUUCUUGGAGUAGCAAUAAUAAUUGUUUGGGAGAUUGGAGGAUUGCAUUAAUUAAGGGAAAGAUGUAACAGAGAUUGAGAUAUUGUUGGAUGCACUCAAAUACAGAACAUCCUCGAAUAAAUAGGAGAGGAUUGAUGCUGCAAAAUCAUACUUGUAUUCAAUAUUGAAUGUUUGUUUGCCUUUACAGACAAAAUAUUUGUUCAGUAUAUUGGAUGACAAAGAUUUCUUUUCUUAAAACUCAAGGUACGUUUUAAUCUAUGGAAGGAAUUACACAGACUAUUUGAGAGAUGUUUUUAAGAAAGUGGAUACGAGAAGUGAUGACUUUGGGAACAAUGAAAAAAUAAAGCAAAAGUUAGGAGCUGCCAAGCAGAAUAUGUAUGACUCAUUCAAGAAGAUAAGGAAGGAGAUCAAAUUGAUAUAGAGUGAAGCAGGAAAGGUUGAUUUGCUGUGGGAAUAGUUGAAGGAGAAACUGUAACCUUAAGUCUUGGCUUAGUGUUUGUUGGCUUUGCAUAAGAAUGAGUUUAGAGCAGAGUUCUAAGCAUUGACUAUAUUUAAGAGACCGAAGGACUCAACAGAGUAGGUAGGGAUGUUAAUUGAAUAAUAAUCGUUGCAAAGAAAAUAAGUCAAAAAAUGUAAUUGA